Fonsecaea multimorphosa CBS 102226 is the source of this 1509-nucleotide messenger RNA. RefSeq lists its product as uncharacterized. Gene Ontology annotation, biological process: carboxylic acid transport; transmembrane transport. The record is from RefSeq and is a predicted model, not a curated record. Gene Ontology annotation, cellular component: plasma membrane. NCBI's taxonomy places the organism in Eukaryota, Fungi, Ascomycota, Eurotiomycetes, Chaetothyriales, Herpotrichiellaceae. The transcript is spliced from 2 exons. Bases 1 to 1509 code for a protein of 502 amino acids. Gene Ontology annotation, molecular function: carboxylic acid transmembrane transporter activity.
AUGGAUACUCCUCCAGAGAAGAAGAUCAUUGAAGAGAGACUCGGCCCUGAGGCUGUCCGCUCAUACUCCAUUCACGAAGCUCCACUUGACGCCACCCCAAAGUCAAGAUGGGAACGAAUAUGGCCUGUCAUGGCCUGCGGUGCAGGAUUGUUCUCUGAUGGCUAUCUCAAUGGCGUCAUUGGCUCCGUGAACACCAUGCUCAAGACGAUCUACAAGGACCAGUACACCAAAUCCGAUGCCCAGAACAACGUCGCCUCGAUCGCCUUCGCUGGCACAGUCCUUGGUCAGCUAGUCUUUGGUUAUCUGUCCGACCACUGGUCUCGCCGACACUCUCUCCUGAUCUCCACCAUCAUCCUGAUCGUCUUCGCUGCCCUGGGCGCAGGGUCCUACGGCGCCGGUGGCAGCGUUCAAGGCCUCUUCGCCGCAUUGGCUGCAUAUCGCUUCCUUCUCGGUAUCGGUAUUGGAGGAGAAUACCCAGCCGGCUCGGUCGCCUGCGCCGAGAGCACCGGGGAACUCAAGGAAGGACACCGUAACCGAUGGUUCAUCUGCUUCACCAAUCUGGCCAUCGACGUUGGUUUUGUGGUCGCAGCCUUCGUGCCCAUGAUCCUGGCCCUGAUCUUUGGCGACAACCACCUCCGCGCUGCCUGGCGUAUUUCAUUGGGCCUGGGCAUCAUUCCUCCCUUGUCGCUCCUCUGGCUGCGGAUCAAGCUGCAAGAACCUGAAGAAUACCACCGCAACAAGAUGAACCACUACCCCUACUGGCUGAUUCUCAAGUUCUACUGGUUCCGCCUGAUCAUCGUCGCCCUGAUCUGGUUCAUCUACGACUUCUCCUCGUACUCCUUCAGCAUCUACUCGUCCUCAUGGCUGGCCUUCUUGCUCCCAAGCACCGCACCCCUGUGGAAAUCUUUUGGGUGGAACACGGUCAUCAACUUGUUUUACGUUCCGGGAGCUAUCAUCGGGGCCUUCCUUUCCGACUGGAUCGGCCCCAAGUACUGCCUCAUCACCGGUGUCUUGCUACAGGGCAUCGUCGGCUUUAUCAUGACCGCCAUCUACAAGCACCUCGACCAGGCUUCCCAGGUCGGCGGCUUCGUCGUCAUGUACGGCAUUUUCCUGGCACUGGGCGAGGUCGGCCCCGGCGACAACAUUGGAUUGGUCGCGUCCAAGACCUCGGCCACCCCUGUGCGUGGCAUGUACUACGGCAUUGCCGCCGCCUGUGGCAAGAUCGGCGCCUUCGUCGGCAACUACAUCUUCCCGGACAUCAUCAAGGCCGCGGGCGACAAUGUCAUCAAGCAGGGCCAAUACCCCUUCUACGUAUCCAGCGCCCUGUGCAUAUUCUCCGGUCUUAUCGCCUUCGCCUUCCUGCCCAAUAUCGGCCAGGACACCAUCACCAAGGAGGACGAGCGCUUCCGGGAGUAUCUGAUCAGACAUGGUUAUGAUGUCUCCACCCUUGGCACCAAGAAGUAUCAUGAGGAGAAGGUCGUGGCUCUCGAAAGGGCCCAAGAGAUGUAA